This is a messenger RNA of Maniola jurtina (meadow brown), 2366 nucleotides long. RefSeq names its product neutral ceramidase-like. Gene Ontology annotation, molecular function: N-acylsphingosine amidohydrolase activity. Gene Ontology annotation, biological process: long-chain fatty acid biosynthetic process; sphingosine biosynthetic process; ceramide catabolic process. The transcript is spliced from 13 exons. The record is from RefSeq and is a predicted model, not a curated record. Bases 63 to 2255 code for a protein of 730 amino acids. NCBI's taxonomy places the organism in Eukaryota, Metazoa, Arthropoda, Insecta, Lepidoptera, Nymphalidae. Gene Ontology annotation, cellular component: extracellular region.
GUAAGGUGAAAAUCAGAAGGGAUGUCAGGAAAGUCUCAUUAUCUGUUCAACAUUUCAGAAUCAUGUCAAUAUCACUGACGGGUAAGAUCGUGAUGAUCGUGAUAUGCCUGGGCGUGAUAGCGGGUAUGACCACCAUGAUAGUAUUCUACGUCGAGGAGCAAAAUAGUAUCACUACUACUACUACAUCCACUACCAUGGCUUCAACAGAACCGGACGAAACGCCUGAUACUCCUUAUCAGGUUGGAGUUGGUAUAGCGGAUAUGACUGGACCGUGUGUGGAGAUUACCUUUAUGGGCUACGCAGAGUUGGGUCAGACGGGGCAAGGGAUCCACAUGAGGCAGUACUCCAGAGCUUUCAUAUUCGUCAAGGGAGACACCAGGGUUGUUCUAGUGACUGCCGACGUCCAGGCUGUUGGCAUUGCGGUUCGACGUGAGGUUGUAAAGAAUCUUCAGGAAUCAUAUGGUGACAUGUACAGCCUCCGCAACGUGAUUCUAACAGGCACACACACGCACAGUGGCCCUGGAGGACAUCUUGUGGACUUUCUCCUAGAUGUCUCUAUACUGGGAUUUUCUAGAGAAACUUAUAAUGCUUAUGUUGACGGCAUUACGCGGAGUAUAAUGCGAGCCCAUGAGAAUAUCAUUCCAGCUCGUCUCUUCUUCAGUUCCACUCGUGUCCAGGAUGCUCAGUACAAUCGCUCUCCAUUCUCAUACGAUCAUAAUCCUUCUGAAGAAAGAGAAAGGUAUGACAGAAACGUAGAAGACGAAUUGACACAAGUCCGCAUAGUGAAGUCAGAUGGAAGCCUCCACGGGGUGAUGAGUUGGUUCUCCGUUCACACCACUAGCAUGAACAUGACCAAUCAGCUGGUAUCCUCGGACAACCUGGGGUACGCGGCUUAUCGCAUGGAGAAAACCCUCAACCCUGGGAGACCAGCUGGCAAGCCAGCAGUUGUAGCGGGUUUCUUCUCAUCGAUCCUGGGUGACAUAUCGCCCAACUUGCGUGGCGCUCAGUGCGAGUUCUCUGGCAAUGAGUGUGACAACCAGUUCCUGAUCUGUGCUGCCUUGGAGCGGUGCUUCGCCAAGGGUCCAGGGAAUGAUAUGUUUGAGAGCGCCAAGAUCAUUGGAGAGAGAGUUUAUCAAGGGGCUAUGGUUGCUCUUCAAAAUCCAAGUGAAGAGUUGGUCGGAGAAAUUUCCGUGAUCCACCAGUUUGUAGAUAUGCCAGAACAAGCUGUGCCAAGAUAUGAUCCUGUGCUAGAAAACUUUAACGUGACUGAAAUUGUAGCAGGCUGCGUGCCAGCGAUGGGCUACAGUUUCGCGUCUGGCACCAUUGACGGAGCUAAUGUUCUAAACAUUACUCAGGGUACUAUCCAUGGAAAUCCUCUACUAGACACGAUCGCAGGAAUUGUGGCUUUACCAACACCUGAGGACAUCGAGUGCCACGCUCCAAAACCCAUCUUGCUUGCCACGGGUAGAGCUGACGUUCCUUUACCCUGGCACCCUCGAAUAGCCUCGAUAUCUCUCAUCUGGCUGGGCGGUUUCGCCAUCUUGGGAGUUCCAGGAGAGCCCACCACAAUGGCGGGGCGGCGAAUGAAGCGCGUGGUGGGUGAUGUGAUGAAGAAACGUGGGUUUGCACCGAGGAUUGCUGUGUCCGCGUUGACUAAUGAGUACAUACAUUAUGUGUCGACGUUUGAGGAGUAUCAGAUACAACGCUACGAGGCUGCGUCUACGAUAUACGGCCCGCAUACUUUGGACAUAUUUUUGAACAAAUUCCACAAGUUCACCGUCACUGCCAUUGAGGGUACCAACGUCCCACCAGGUCCUGAACCGGCAGACCAUCUAAACGACACCAUCAGUCUCAUCCUGCCAGUGGUGCUGGACACGUCAGCUUUCGGCACUAACUUCGGUGACGUGAUCGAACAACCGCCUGAAGUCGUCAGUAGGGGCGAUACUGUUAGAGUUGUGUUUGUUGGAGCAAAUCCCAGGAACGACCUUCGCCAGGAGUCAAGUUACUCUGUGGUGGAGAGACUCGAACUCGGCACCUGGCGGACCGUCGCUACGGAUGCUGACUGGGAUACCAAGUUCCAUUGGGAGCGUGAAUUGGACUCGAAUACCGCCAGUCGCGUGACCAUAGAGUGGAACGUACCGAAUGACGUCAUCGCGGUACCGUACCGCAUCGUGUACCACGGCGCCUCACGGAGUAUACUGGAAGGCGGCCUCACGCAGUUCCAAGGAGUUUCUAGGAACUUUACGAUACAAUAAUGAUAAUUUUGUAAUAAUGAUUAAUUUUAUUUAUUAUGCUGACUGUGUCAAGUGUGUCCCUAUAGUUUAGCCACAAUUAUGGACAUCGCCCACGCCGAUUUUUUGUAGCGA